AUGGAGUCCACCCAACAGAGUAUAUCGCAGCAGCUGUUCAGUUGGGUAAGGGAACAGAAAUACAAGCUAGCUGGCGCCACCUUCGCUGCCAGCAUGGUCGGUUCCUUUAUUCUAGUUGGCCGCAACCCGUACCUGACGGGUAAACAAAAGAUUGUGCAGGCUCGUGUCUAUGCACAGGGUCUAACACUGGCUGUCAUUGUCUCGUUGGCUGCGCUGGACAUGGCAGACCGACAAAAGCCAUAUAUCGCUCAGAGGAAGCAAGGUUCCAAGCAGUCUGAUGGAGAGAUCUAA
Messenger RNA from Penicillium mononematosum, 291 nucleotides. Its product is annotated as HIG1 domain-containing protein. The transcript has a single exon. Gene Ontology annotation, cellular component: mitochondrial inner membrane. Lineage: Eukaryota; Fungi; Ascomycota; Eurotiomycetes; Eurotiales; Aspergillaceae. The coding region runs from base 1 to 291 and encodes 96 amino acids. Gene Ontology annotation, biological process: mitochondrial respiratory chain complex IV assembly. The record is from RefSeq and is a predicted model, not a curated record.